Messenger RNA from Aspergillus aculeatinus CBS 121060, 1994 nucleotides. Its product is annotated as putative ubiquitin conjugating enzyme E2. The transcript has 3 exons. Gene Ontology annotation, biological process: ubiquitin-dependent protein catabolic process; protein polyubiquitination. Lineage: Eukaryota; Fungi; Ascomycota; Eurotiomycetes; Eurotiales; Aspergillaceae. The record is from RefSeq and is a predicted model, not a curated record. Bases 54 to 1772 code for a protein of 572 amino acids. Gene Ontology annotation, molecular function: ubiquitin conjugating enzyme activity. Gene Ontology annotation, cellular component: nucleus.
UAUCACUACAAUUGUGUUCGACUUCUCAGAAAGCCGCACAUAGCGCAGGCAGGAUGGUUUCAGCGAGCAUCCGCCGUCUCGCAGCGGACCAUGCUGCAUUGCAUGAGGAGCUGCCGCCCAACUACCUCUUCCCUCCCAAUGAUGCCAACGCCGACGAUUUGACGCAGUUCACCGCGCUCCUAGCUGGUCCGCAGGGUACCCCCUACUCACAGGGACUAUGGCGACUACAUCUAAAGAUGCCGGAGGAUUACCCCAAGAGUCCUCCCAAGGCGACCUUCAAGACUCGCAUCUGGCAUCCGAAUGUGGAGGAACUGACGGGAGCUGUCUGCGUGGAUACUCUGAAGCGAGACUGGAAGUCUACGCUGACCUUGAAGGAUGUGCUGAUCACAAUCUCCUGUCUGCUGAUCUACCCGAACCCCGACUCCGCACUCAACGCCGCCUCCGGCUCCCUCCUGCAAGAAAACUACGAAGCCUUCGCCCGUCAAGCCAAGCUGAUGACCUCAAUCCAUGCUCCCGUCCCCGACGAUCUCAAGAGCGCAGUCGCCGAAGCGAAACUGCGGGGUGAAGACGCCGGCACCACGAUCCCGGUCGAGCAGGACGAACCCCGCACCUUGAGGCCACGCAAAGGAACCAGAAUCACGUCCGUGACGAUGAAGAAACGGACAACUCGGAAGACCAGCGCGAGGAAUACACCCGAAUCAGAAUCUAGCACAACUCCUCAGACGGUCUCAGCAGCUGCGCCAACGCCGUCAUUCAGCCAGACCAGUUUACCCAAACCCUCUCUAGCCCUCACAACCGAUCACCUCACCCACCGCGAAAAAGACCUCCGUCACCAAGAUCACCUUCAACAACAAACGCAUUCAGCUCCCAACAAUGAAGGAAACAGUCAUGACGAUGAAACCCCCUCCGACUCCGAAUCCUCCACCAACACCAGCAAAGAGAACGACCCUUCGCUAUCCCCUUCCCCAGUCCGCCACCGCCCACCCCCAACCCUCCGCAAAAACAUCCACGGUAAACGUCCCCUCUCCGUCCUAACGCUACCAAUGGACAUGGACGACGACGACGACGACCAGUCCGACCCCGAUCCCGAAAUCACCCCCAACCCCUCGGCUUCAGACCAGAAUAUCGCCGCCAACCAAACAAGAUCAACAUCACCAUCCAGCUCUCCCACCUUGUCCUACUACAAACACCCCAGCAAAACCCACCCUCUUCCCACAAGAGACAAAGAAAGAGACGAAGAUCACUCCUCCCCCGAACAACCCCGCAACAAGUCCCCCAAACUUUCCAUCCCCAAACGAGGCGCCUCCCCCAUGAAAGGCGUCAACGCCUCCGGCCGCAUCCGCGACGAUGUCGUAGCCUCUACCCCUACUACGACGGCGGCGGCGGCAGCAGCAGCAGCAGCAGCGACAGUCGACCUCCAGAUCUUCGAGGACCCGUCCUCUUCCCCGGGCUCGGACGACGAGGAAACCCGCCGCCGACGGAGUGGGGACGGCAAGGAGAACCCCCUGUCCAAGGAUUUUCUCGCCUCCGCUUCAUCGUCCCUCUUCCCUGGGAAAUCAUCCCACCAAUAUCCCCCGCUCGCGGCACCUACUACUACUAUUACUGCUGCUAAUACGACGGGCACUAUGUCUUCUCGACGUGCCGUCUCCGCGUCCGUCCCUUCAACUUCGAAACCGCUCCGGUCCAUGACAUUGGGCGCGAGGAAGGUGUCGGCGUCGGCUGGCGGGACGGGAAAGAAAGUGAAGCCGAGGAUUGGGAUACGGCGGUUGUAACUUCUGUGCCUUUUCCUUUCUCUUCACUUCUUGUUUUGAGGUUGUUAGCAUUAUGUUCAUUGCGGAGUUGGUUUUACGAGACUGUUGGGAUGGGUUUUGGUUGUGAGGAUUCUUUAGCCUGGCGUUUACUAUGUUUGGAUUUGUAGAAGUACACCCCGACCCGCAUGUGAUAGACUGUACCUGUUUAGGUAGUCCGCUUGUAAGAUGUAUGCAAAACUCAAG